This is a messenger RNA of Papaver somniferum (opium poppy), 605 nucleotides long. RefSeq names its product protein RESPONSE TO LOW SULFUR 3-like. The record is from RefSeq and is a predicted model, not a curated record. The transcript has a single exon. Lineage: Eukaryota; Viridiplantae; Streptophyta; Magnoliopsida; Ranunculales; Papaveraceae. Bases 42 to 323 code for a protein of 93 amino acids. Gene Ontology annotation, biological process: cellular oxidant detoxification.
CUCUUUUCUCCAGUUUUAUCAGAAAGAAUAAUCUAGUACUAAUGGCUUCUCAGAUCAUUGAAGAUGAUCAGAUAUUGAGGCAACGAAACGAAGAGUUGGAAACAGAACUGAACAAGAGUUUGAUGAGAGAAGAGAAAAUGAAACGACAACUUGAGAAAGCUACACAGAAACUCUAUGUAGUUGAAGUAGCAGAGGAAAGACUGUGUUCAGAGCUUGGUGAUUUAGAAGCUGAAGCUUUGGAGUAUGUACGUUCGUAUGAAGCUCAGAUACAGUCUUUGAAUGAACAACUUUCUAAAGCUCAAUCUCUUCUUCAAAUGCCAUGAUAAUAUUACACGACCAAGCAAUAAUAUUGUUUUCCGGAUCUGUAUGGACCCUACGUUAAUCCAUGUCCACAUGCUCUAUAUUUUGUGGCGGAGAAAAAACAAAAGAAAAAGAAUUCUUGGAAUUGUGGUACAAGGCAAAUGAUGUUUGUUGGUUUUGGAUGUGGAAUUAGAGACACGGAAAGAUUUAGAGGAGAAAUUAAGGGGUUUUGGUUUUGGGAGUAUGUCUCUAAUUUGCAUUUCUUAAAAACCAAAAAUCUUAAGCUAAUACACUUGCUCAGUAAU